UUUAAGUUGGUAUGUAAUCUCCUUCAGUAAUCAAUUUCAGCUUAAAUUAAUGCAUCUAUACAGACUGUGUGGAAACCUUAGCUUCCGGGAUGGGGCGGGGGCAUUGAAUUGUUGGGCUCCACUGACACCUCUACAAAUAUUCAGGCGACAUGAGUGGGUUCAUUUUUUCACAGCUAUGUCCAGAAACCAAGGGUGUGAAUGCAGCAGCAAGCACUUUGACACAGUUCUUCUUCAGCCUCCAGAUAUCGCAGGCUUUGUUUAUGGAUGACGGCAGGGGCAAUCCGUCUUUCACCACGAUGGCCGGCAGGCGUUUCGAUGGGGGUAGCGUGGCCGGGUGCCUGACAGGGUUUUGACUGAGAGGCAAUCCCGCGUCCCGAUUCAUUACUCCAGCCAUGUCGGUGUAAUUCCUGCGUAGUUGCAAUAUGCCAUGAUUGACUGAGACCUCCACACUGUGUCCAAGCCACACUCUCCUCUGUCUCUGGGGGAAAACGAGACCCCCGCCCCCACCCCUGCUAGAAACAGCUAGCAACAUGUAGGAUUCUGCUCAUUCGGGGGCACUAAUUCAGUGGUAACCCAAGAAACCUUUGGUGACUCACCGUCAGCUCAAAAAACCCAAAUGUUUCCUGACUUCCAGUCACAGCUAAUGGGACAGCCCAGACUGAAAGCAGUGAUGUCCAGUGAUUUAGUGGUGCCGGCCUUCACAGAAUGAGCCCCUGGGGAGGAUUGUAUUUAUGCCUUUGUGUGCCCAUUGGUAUUCCUUCUUUAAUCCUCUUUUUUUUUUGUAACAUUCAGUCUAAGUCCUCAUUGGAGACAUCUAAAACGUGUCUAAAAGCUCUUUGUCCCUUAGAAAUGAGAAGGUAAUGCCCAGAUAAAACGGGAGCUGUGUUUGGACUCUUGACCGUGUUAUUUUGCUUGUUACCAGUUCCAUUUAGUACUCCCUCUCACAGGUUCAUGUCAAGACAAUUAAACUCAUGAAAUAUAUAGAAUGUUACCGAAUCAUGAUUGGGGUUUCUUUUUUAUGUAUUAUAAUCAUGGCAUUGUGUGGACGGAAUUCAGAUGAAAAUAUCUUUAUAUUUUUCUUUAUCGGUUUUUUAAAUCCUCAUUUAUUUUACUUUCUCAAAAUUAAAAAAAAGUUUCUCAUUAUAUCAUUAGUACAGCCUACCACAUUGAUGUGGCUGUUGGGAAAAGCAAAAGUUAUGCUUUUACAUCCAAAGGAUUCUUCAUCUUUUCACCCAACUGAAGCUUGUAGUCAUUGGGUUGAGUGCAGUUCAUGCACAGUUGGUUCCGAUUGAUUCUAGGUUCAAAGCAGUUGCUCUCAUGCAGCGAGCAAGGGACAACCCAGUCAGCUGAAACCCUUUAUGAGUAAUGCUAUGGCCAAUUUUUCUCCGCCCUGUGGGACCGCUAGCUCCUGCUGGCAUGGGGACAAUCGAGGUUUCAUGCCUAACCAUGGGGGAUCUCAUUACAAGCAAACCUAGCAUGUUAACAGGAAAAGCCACCCAACAGUCCUUUAAAAAAAUAAAAAUCUGUUCUAACUGUACAAGCAAGGCCAAUCGAAGAAGACGGUAGAUACGGAUUACUCUGCCAGUGCCAAUUUAGAAUCUGUAGCAAAAAGAAAAGGAAAAUAUAUAUUCUCUUUUCUCUCUGGAAUACAUGUCAGAAAUGUGUGAUUACUUUGUUUAUAGUGAAGAAUGUUUUUGCUGGUGAUGGCAAUUGCACUGCCUUGUGUACAAAAAAGGCAGUGCUUCAAAUCAGCAGAUGGUGCCAUUUCAGUAUGCUGUGGAAAAUGCCUUCUUUCACUACUUGAGGUCACGAUUUCUGUUUUUACUGUUUCCAGCUUAUGUGAGUCCCUGAGAUUUGGUCUUUGAUUGCAUUUAGCGAACAGUUCCUGGGGCUUUUUAGGAGCUCAGGUAGAACAUUUUAAUGUUCAAGCAAGAGUAGGACAGUGUAACUCCCCCACCCCCACACAUAGGUGGUUUCUUAAUGGUGUGGGUUGCAUUUCCUGGUAUGUGUGUGUGUGUGUGCAUUCAUACUCAAAGAAGGCAGGGCCAGUAUUUAUUGUAGCUAAAUGGUACUGAGUGAUCAUUCAAAAUAUAACAUCAAAGCAUUUAUUACUAACAGAGAGCAGUAUCAUUCAAGGUGAGAGUGCCCCAUAAGCAGUUAGGCAAUGGGGAACAGGACACUGAUGUUUCACAUUCUCGUUUACUAAUUCUGAACCCGCACAGUCUUGCAUGGAAUAUUCUGAAAUGACGCCUGAGAUAAUGUUUUCCUAUAAGUGACUGAAGAUUUUAGUGUACUACCUGUGUAGAACCCAGGUAUUAAAUAUUUGCCAGGACUCACAAGUGGUAGCAGGUCCCAAAGAAUCUGAUGUAAAUGCAAUCUUUUCAAGCCGUGCUUUGGGUAACACAGAAAUCAAUGACUGACCACAUGAAAAUCUAACUGGCUUAAAUAAUUUCUGCUAUGUGGAACUGUGCCUUUGUAGAGAACAGAGGCUGAAGAGAGGCUUAUAGAGGGAGUUUACCCUGUGUAUUUAAUUUUCAAGGUAAGAGUAAGUGGUAUACAGCAGUAUUCUGCAAUGCUAAGUGUCUGGUAUCAAUUAAAGAAAUUGAAAAAACAACUUGACACAGGCCUUCACGUAAACUGAUUUUUUUCAAGAGCAGCAAUACAAGUAUAAAUGUUUUCCAACACAGCUUUAUGGUUUAUUUGCAUAGGGAUUUGACCUAGCUUAAAUAAUUAUUAAACUGAUCAAUUUACAGAAGGACUUGACACCAAAAAAUGUAUUAACCAGAACUUAAAUUGUUUAAUCAGAACCCCAUAUAACACUACACUGGGAAAAGUAUGUGGACACCUGAUAUCCAACAUCGCAUCCAGAAUUAUGGGCAUUAAUAUGGAAUUGCCCACCAUUUGAUGCUAUAUCAACCUCCACUCUUUUUGGGAAGGCUUUAUACUACAGUAGAUAGCAUUGCUGCAGGGAUUUUCUUCCAUUCAGCCAGAAGAGCAUUAGUCAAGUCAGAGACUGAUUGGGCAAUUAGGCCUGGCUCACAGUUAGCUUUCCAAUUGAUCCCAAAGGUGUUGGAUGGGGUUGAGAUCAAGGAUCUGUGCAGGCCAGUCAAGUUCUUCCACCAUUCUCAACAAAACCAUUUCUAUAUGGACCUCACUAUGUGCCCGGGGACAUUGUCAUGCUGAAAAGGAAAGGGCCUUCCCAAAACUUUUGGGGAAGCACAGAAUCAUGUAUAAUGUCAUUGUAUGCUAUAGCAUUAAGAUUCACUUUCACUGGAACUAAGGGGUUUAGCCCAAACCAUGAAACACAGCCCCAGACCAAGGGGUGUCCAGACACUUUUGGUCAUUUUUUAUAACUUGCCCGGAGUUUUAAUCCAUAGGGAACAUAACUGAUACUGUACAUUUGGACGUUUUAGAUGAACAGUGAUCACUUUCGGUUUUGAUUUUGUCCCUUAAAUUCUCAGCUGUACAUGCAUUCAGAAUCGUGAUGAAUCAUACUGUUCAUUAUGAGUAGCCACCCAAAUUGAGAGAGCUCAAUUGGCCUUUUGUUUGUUUUUCUUCACGUCAUAAAGUUUUACAGCCGAAUCCUACCGCACAGUGACACACCUUCUCGAUCAAGGUUCACUCCCUCUUCAGCUCUUCAGGUAUUGCUUCACUCUGCUCCUUUCAUUUCCUCUCUUCUUCAUUUAAUGGCAAAUAUACAGUCUUUUGCAUUCAAUGCCUAACAUUAAAGCAUUCAAGUAUAUUUAGCAUAACCCAGAUGCUGUCUGUUUCCAACAAGUUCCCACAGGUUUCAUUACGCAGCAAAUUGAAAGACUUGUUUAAAGGAAUGUGCCCUAAGCUAUCAUAGAGUUGAAAUUGCUUAGAUUUUCUGGGGAUAUGGACACUCACCACACAGCCUGUAAAAUGAUCCACAAAGAUCGUCCAUCGGAUAACAUUUAUGGCUACGCUCUGUCUAAGACUCUGACGAAGGUGGCACCUCCGAUUACAGUGGCACUGUACUCCUCCUGUCACAGUCGAGUCAAUAUGCUCCUCAAGUGCAUAGAAGCCCACAUGAAGAAAGAGGCGGAGAGAAGAGAACAAAAAUAUGAAGGAAGAAUUAAGCCACGUUCUAAGUCCUCUGUAACUUACUUCCUGUGUACCAUCAUCAAGAUGCUUUUCUUCAUCCCUGUGUGGACUGAACAGAACCAGGGACAGACUAAUGUUCGCUACAUAUUUCUGAAGUUCAGUGCCUGGCACUUUGCUGGCAGUGACAUGCUUUGGGCAGGCUUGGUGAUGAGACUUUAUGAAGGUCUUCAGGAGAGCUUUGGCAUGCUCCUCAUCCCUCUGUACCGCUUCACCCAGCACAAGGAGGAGGAUGUGAAGAAGGUCAUUGAAGAUAGUGAAAAAGACUGGAGGUCAAAGAAGAUCUGCUGCUUCCCCCUGUGGUUACUGACAAUUGUUGUGUUCAUUGUUAUCCCAGUGAUAGUCUUCCUCCUUAUUAUGUGUGCUUUCCCCAAGAGGAAAUAUGGAGGUGAGGCUAUUAAGUCAGAUGAAGGUGAACUGGGGAUGUUAAAAAGCGUCACCAUUGGCAUCCUUGGGGUCCCCGCUUUUGGUGCCGCUCGGUUCAUCUUCCAGCUGAUCAAGAGCGUCAUCAUGAACCCGAAAUUCAACAUCAGGUGGAAUAUGAACAAUGAGAAGGUUAGCAGCAAGUUAGGGUUCAUGAAUGAGGUGUGGAAGGAGAUGCGGGUGAUCUCCUGCUUCAUCCAGUUCAUGGAGGUCUUUGAGAGGCGGAAGAUCCGUGUGGUGCUACAGAUCACCCACCUGGACCGGUGUACACCCAAACGGAUCAUGGGGGUGCUCAAUGCCAUAAACAUCCUUCUGUCAGAUGAGGAGAGUCCUUUCAUUUCCAUGAUAGCCGUUAAUCCGGAAAUCCUGGUGCAGCAGAUAGAUUACGCAGAUGGUUGCUUCUGCAAAGAGGACCAUGCUCGAGCCUUCUUGAACCGCAUUGUGACCUUGCCCUUCACCGUGCCCCAGUUGUGUGAUUUCUCAAAGCGCAAGGUCUUUCACAAUAUUGUCCAGGGCCAAUUGAAGAAGAUCAAACAAGAUUUUUCUGUGGACGAAGUAGUUUUUGGAAAUGAUAAUUCAACAAAAAGUGAACACAUGGAGCUGUUCAGCAAAGACCACAAAGCAGAAAUGGAUGUCACAUUUGAGCUGAAUAAAAAGGAUUUGGAGUGGCUUAUUGAGAAUGCCUUCGAGUGCAUUUACAGUGAGGAUGGUAAGCUCCACAAUUACAUCACGGGGGACACUAUAUCCAUGAGGAGAAUUAUCAAUUCGAUCAGGGUGUCAGUCAUCAUCAUGGAGGCGAUGGAGAUCGAGUUGCCUUCUAUGGAGCUUAUUGCAGCUUGGGUAGUCCUGGCUGACCAGUGGCCCUGUCGUUUGAGUUGGAUUUUGGAGUGUCUAGAGGACGAGCGGCAAAGGGUAGAGCUAGACCCAGAGCCAUCCAUAGCAGUUGCCUCGGAUGAAUCAAGGACACUAUGGGAAGUCUUCAGUGAAUACAGACUGGAGCUCUACAUGAUCAGAGACCAGAUCAACAUGCACCUGGAGCACGACGAAGAUCCUGAGCUGUUUGAGAUGUUUCUCAAGGUUGACUUCAAGCUCACUGUUAAAGAUGCUGACCAGUUUGAGCUGGCCACAGUCAACUUGGACCACUCAAUCAAGAAGGAGCUAUCCAGGAUAAGAGGAAGCAUAGCACGGAGGGACACAGUUGGGAAGAAAACUCUUAUCCCACUCCCAAUGAGCUCUGUGAUCAACAUGACCACAGAGGAUGUCUGCAAUGAGAUGGUGAGGCUCAAACUGCCAGAGAAGUACAGCCAGGUCAUCCGUGAGAAUGAGCUGAAUGGACAGGCGCUCAUCUACAGCGAGAACGCAGAAAUCAAGCGUGUGCUGCAAAUGUCCAUGGGAGAGUGGACAACCUUCAGCAUCCACCUUCUGGGCAUCUGUCCACCCCGGCUUCCUUUGCUGCAGUCUGCGUCUCUUGCCUGUCCAUCUGCAGUGACCCUGGAAGAUUGCUUUCCUUCACUUUGUCACUCUGAGAAGCCCGAGACUGCAUGCAUAUGAUUAAUUAGAAAAGCAGUUGGUAGUCUCUGUUGUAAACUAGAGAGCUGUGAUGGAAGGGUAAGGGCCAAGCGUUGUGAACCUCAAUGGAUAGAGCAAGCAAGGAGCAAAAUUCUCAAAGUGGAUGAGAUCCACUCAUUCAAAACCUGACAUAAUAGGCUCUCUACCCCAGAAAGACUUUCAUUAACCCCUUACAUUCCCUCCUUCUGUAUCGCCCCCUUUUUAACACAAGCCUGAAAAUGACAUGGUUAUGUGCCUGAAAAUGUGGUUAUUAUUCUUGAACCCUUUUGAUGAUGGGCAUAAUCUUGGAGUUUGUUUUCCAAGAGUCAGAAUUACUGCCAAUAUUACUGAAACAAGAUUAGAAAAGCUCAAGCACAGUGGAAGUGGAAGUUUUUUCUCACCUAAAAGAUGAUUUUUUUUCAGUGGAUACAGAUACUUGAGGUUGUGCCUGAUGGGCUUAAAAACACAGUGCAGACACAGCCACAAUGCUGGACAAAUCCUGGUUCCAAUUUGAUGACAAUGCUACCAAAAUUGAACAUUCUGCAUAGUAUUUUUUUCUGAGCUAAGUGUAGACAGGUUUCCAAAAAGGCCAUUUGGAGACAUCCAAAAGGACACUUCAAAAGGUCUUUAGAGGUGUAAAAUUCUAUACACUGUAUACUAAAUGCCCUCGGAAGAAGUAUGCUUAAAAAAAGUUGGUUUCUUUCUCCCUGCUUGUCACCCUCCCCCUUCCUCUCCUCCUUUGUGAGCAUAUGAAAACUAUAUGCAAGGCAAAAUAUUACCUACUGGAAUUAAAUGAAUUCAAACUUUGUCACAUGUAAUGGUCUACAAAUACAAAACAUUUUCAUUCCAGAUAAGUUUCUUUUUCUUUUGUCAAUUGUUUUGGCACUGGUUUGUGGUUUCCCAUUAGUAAGCUUAGUCCUUCAAAUAUGAUGAAGCAUAAAUGAAUGGUAAAUGGACUGUAUUUAUAUAGCGCUUUUAUCCAAAGCGCUUUACAAUUGAUGCCUCUCAUUCACCAGAGCAGUUAGGGGUUAGGUGUCUUGUUCAGAGACACUUCGACAUACCCAGGGCAGGGAUCGAACCGGCAACCCUCCGACUGCCAGACAACCGCUUUUACCUCCUGAGCUAUGUCCCCCCUAUAUAUGAAAUAUAGGCAUCAGCUGUCUAUUAAUACUUCUGUAUGAUGUUUUGUCUCCUAGUAACAUUAUUCUCUUUGCUUGAGUCAACUCAAGUCAAUUUUGACAUCCUAAACCAGAGACAAAACAAACAGAUGAUUGAUAAGCAUAUAUGAUUUAACACAUUUUGAUAGUUAUUUACUAUAAUAUUCAAAUCUUUUAUUAAACAUUUUAUUAUAAAAAAGGAACUAUGUUGUUUGAAAGCAUAUUCUAUUCAAGUCCACUUUGCUAAUGCCUGUCAUUAAUUACAAGCCUGCAGUGCAUUAUCAUGCUCAAAGAAUGCAGGCAGUCAUCCGCAUCAGCCAUUACCACAAAUAUGACAAUCUUGUGCCAUUAUCUUUAUAUGAUAAGCAUCAAUAUUUGCAUCAUUGUACAUCAAGGUACUAUCCAACAUGUGUACAUGAGGUUCUGACAUGAAUGACUCAAACGUUGGAGACUUGCUGCUUUGCUGCAUUGUUUGUAAGGCAUCUUUCAUAUAGCUGUGUGCAUCUUUUUGGUUAUAAAGACUUUUUCUUUGUAUACUUUGCAGUGAUUGUGAUGCACUAGACGCAGUUGUGCCCGAAAAUGUAUUCGUUAUUCUGUUCUGGAAUAAGAAAAAGAAAGCUACUGUUUACUACCUUACUGUUGUUUAGUUUAAUAAAAAUAAAUGAAUAAAAAUAAAAACAAUAAAAACAGA
Messenger RNA from Anguilla rostrata (American eel), 7941 nucleotides. It is a transcript of the gene nkpd1, whose product is annotated as NTPase, KAP family P-loop domain containing 1. Bases 3877 to 6096 code for a protein of 739 amino acids. The record is from RefSeq and is a predicted model, not a curated record. NCBI's taxonomy places the organism in Eukaryota, Metazoa, Chordata, Actinopteri, Anguilliformes, Anguillidae. The transcript has 5 exons.